GGUUUGAUUUUAUAAAGCCUUUCUUUAUGUUUUUCUACCUUCCUGCACCAUCCAAGAUUGCAGCCUUUGGCCAAUUUAGAUUCCAGCCCCUCAGUGAAGGGGGUCUGGCCAAGCAGCUCCUUUUAUCCACAGCCUGCUUGGAAAUACCCUGGCUGUUUGAUUGGAGCCAAGGAGUCAGCAAAGAACCUCAAGAAGACAACUUGGAUCAUGGCCAGAAGAUAAAAAAAAGAAAACAAAAAGAAUGUGGCAUAUAAAGGGUGUAAUACCUGGAGGUAUUGGAUCUGACUCAUAUUUAUAAAAAUGAGACGAGCUUUCACAAAACACAAGUUAUCUGAGACAGUCAUCAAGCUUGGAGCCAUCAUGCUGUUGAACUAGAAAUUCUCCUUUUCCCCAUUCUCCUUUCUGACAGGUAACAAAGGAUUGGUGAAUUAUGAUUUUCCCAAGUUGGAAGCACUAAUUUUUAUCUAUAUAGUUCAUCCUUAUGAAUAUAUAAGGAGUUAAACAUUGCAUAUUUAAUGUGGAUUAUAAUGGGAAAGUGACUCAUUAACCAAAAUGGCCACUUUUGAGGACUUGGUUUCAAACUGAGCUGGAGCCUCCCGAUGCACUUUGUAGGAUUUGGGGGAAGCUGUGCUGCAGGGCCUGCUCUGGGAGGCCAGGAUGACAUGUAGUGAGAGGAUAUCACCUUCCUGUUGAUAUCUCUGAAGACUCCUAACCAGAAACAGGAAAAUGAAUGGUGGCAAGGAGUGUGACGGAGGGGACACGGAUGGAGGGCCACCAGCAGUGCAAGUUCCCGUUGGUUGGCAGCGGAGGGUGGACCAAAGUGGAGUUCUGUACAUCAGUCCCAGUGGGUCUUUAUUAUCCUGCUUGGAGCAGGUGAAGACUUACUUGCUGACUGAUGGAACGUGCAAGUGUGGCCUAGAAUGUCCUCUUGUUCUUCCCAAGGUCUUUAAUUUUGAUCCUGGAGCUGCUGUGAAGCAGAGAACUGCUGAAGAUGUUAAAGCGGACGAAGAUGUCACCAAACUAUGCAUUCACAAAAGGAAAAUUAUUGCUGUGGCUACACUUCACAAAAGCAUGGAAGCACCACAUCCUUCACUGGUUCUAACUAGUCCUGGUGGUGGAACAAGUGCAACGCCAGUAGUUCCCACCCGAGCAGCAACUCCAAGGUCGAUGAGGAAUAAAUCACAUGAAGGAAUUACAAAUUCUGUGAUGCCGGAAUGUAAGACUCCUUUCAAGUUGAUGAUGGGGGCAUCUAAUGCCAUGGGUAGGCUUUAUGUGCAAGAAAUGGCUGGAAGCCAGCAAGCAGAGCUCCAUCCUGCCUAUCCCAGGCAGAGGUUGGGGAGCAAUGAACUGGGGCAGAAGUCUCCGUACCGCGGCAGCCACGGGGGGAUGCCCAGCCCGGCCUCCUCGGGGUCGCAGAUCUACGGGGACGGCUCCAUCUCGCCCAGGACCGACCCGCUCGGGAGCCCCGACGUCUUCACGAGGAACAAUCCCAGUUUUCACGGAGCGCCCAACUCCAGUCCCAUCCACAUGACCAGGACGCCUCUGUCCCCGCCGUCGGUCAUGCUCCACGGCUCUCCCAUACAGUCAUCCUGUGCCAUGGCUGGAAGGACUAAUAUACCUCUUUCCCCCACCCUGACCACCAAGAGCCCAGUCAUGAAAAAACCCCUGUGUAACUUUUCGGCCGGUAUGGAAAUACCACGAGCAAUGUUCCACCAUAAACCCCCCCAAGGCCCACCCCCGCCUCCUCCACCGCCUUCUUGUGCUCUUCAGAAAAAGCCAUUAACAUCCGAGAAGGAUCCGCUUGGCAUUCUGGACCCCAUUCCCAGCAAGCCGCCGAACCAGAACCCCGUGAUCAUGAACCCCACCACGUUCCACUCGAGUGUCCACUCUCAGGUACCCGUGAUGAAUGUAAGCAUGCCCCCCGCCGUGGUGCCCCUGCCCAGCAACCUGCCCCUGCCCACCGUCAAACCCGCCCACAUCAACCAUGGCGCUCACGUCCAAAGGGUUCAGCACUCGGCGUCCACGUCGCUGUCCCCGUCGCCGGUGACGUCCCCCGUUCACGCCAUGGCGCCCGGCAUGGCGAGGAUCGAGGCUUCUCCCCAAAGAUCGCGUUCUUCUUCCACCUCGUCCGAUCACGGAAACUUCCUGCUGCCUCCCGUGGGGUCGUCCUGUAGCGGUAUCAAAGUCCCUCCCAGGUCCCCGAGGUCAACCAUAGGGUCGCCGAGGCCAUCCAUGCCAUCCAGCCCUUCCACCAAGCACGACGGACUCAGUCAGUACAAGGACAUCCCCAACCCGUUAAUUGCUGGAAUGAGUAACGUGUUAAAUCCUCCCAACAACGCCGUUUUUCCCGCUGCGUCGGCCGGAAGCGGUUCCUUGAAGAGUCAGCCUGGUUUGCUGGGAAUGCCUUUAAAUCAGAUCUUGAACCAGCACAACGCUGCCUCUUUUCCAGCAAGCAGUUUACUCUCAGCAGCAGCCAAAGCACAGCUAGCAAAUCAAAAUAAACUUGCUGGUAACAACAAUAACAGCAGUAGCAAUUCUGGACCUGUUGCCAGCGGCGGCAGCACCGAAGGACACAGCACUUUAAAUCCCAUGUUCCCUCCUGCUGCCAACGUGCUCCUCCCCACCACGGAAGGGCAGAGCGGCCGGGCAGCACUGAGAGAUAAAUUGAUGUCUCAGCAAAAGGAUCCUCUGAGGAAAAGGAAGCAGCCCACCACCACGGUGCUGAGCUUGCUGAGGCAGUCUCAGCUGGACAGCUCUGGCCUUCCCAAAGCCGGCUCCGAUUUGAUCAGAAAGCCAAGUCAAAGCUCCUUCCCCAUCAGCUCCAUGUCGCAGCUCCUGCAGUCCAUGAGUUGUCAGAGCUCCCACGGGAGCAGCAAUAGUUCCUCGGGCUGCGGGGGCUCCGGCGGAAUGAAUGCUGUUAAAACCCCCUCUCCAAGAACUUUAAGGGAAGUACAGGUGCACAGUGCCAUAAUCUCCAAUGGGGCAUGGCACAGAGCGCCUCAUGGCAGAUCCAUUCCUGUUUUUCCAGUGCUCCAGUUUGAUCCCCCAGCCCCUUUUCCCAUGGCUGGUUGGGGUGAUUGUGGUGCUGUGAGCCCCGGGGUGUCCCCAGCACAGCACCCCGCUGACAUUGCUGCUCUUCCCGUUGCAGGGGCUUUGGGCCCGUCGUCAUCGAUCGCCAUCGCCGGGGCCAGCCAAGCUGCCAUCACCAAGACCACGUCAGUGCUCCAGGACGGUGUCAUUGUCACCACGGCAGCUGGGACCCCUCUGCAGCAGGGCCAGCUGCCCAUGGGGGGCGAGUUCCCCUUCGCCGGCCACGAACACUCGCUCCACUUCCCGCAGAACAGCUCCUCAAACAACAACCUGCCGCAUCCUCUGAACCAGAACCUCCUCAACUCCCUGCCUCUCUCUCUGCCGGUGAAUCAGCAACAUCUCCUGAACCAGAACCUCCUGAACAUCCUCCAGCCUUCAGCAGGAGAAGGCAAGUCUGAGGUGAACCUCAACCCGUUGGGUUUCCUGAACCCGAACGUCAAUGCUGCUUUAGCGUUCCUCUCCGGCGACGUGGACGGGCAGGUCCUGCAGCCCGUGCACUUCCAGCUGCUGGCGGCGCUGCUCCAGAACCAGGCGCAGGCGNCCAGGGCAUUAUUCCUUGUUAAAUUCCUUGUUUAUCCCAGUGUAAAGUGCACUUGGUUCAUGGUGAAAGCCACAUACUCAAAAAUAAAACAGAAAGGAAAAAAACCCAAACCAAUGGAUGGAGCUGCAUCACUGGCUGAUGGAUUUGAUUGGCUGUUUGCCUGUGCUUGCCUUGCAGGGGAAAUGUCAUCUCUGAACACUACUCUGAACAACCAUCAGCUCAGCCAUCUCCAGUCACUCCUCAGCAACAAUCAGAUGUUUCCUGCAAAUAAUCAGCAGCAGCAGCAGCAGCAGCAGCAGCAGCAGCACCUUCUCCAGGGCUACCAGAGCGUGCAGGGCUUUCAGGGCCAGCCCCAAAUCCCUGGCCCAGCCAACAACCCAAACCCCAUGGCGUGUCUGUUCCAGAAUUUCCAGGUGAGGAUGCAGGAAGACGCCGCCGUCCUCAACAAAAGGAUGAUCAGCCAGAUGGGCAUGGCGCCGCUUCCCGAGAGCUCCAACGCUCUCCUUCCUCCCUUCCAGGAGCCCCCCUGCGAGCUGCAGCAGAGACCUGACCCCUCCCUGGGCCCGCAGGCCAAGGACGCCCCCGGCAGCGCCGCGGGCGACGCCUCGGUGGACGCCAUCUACAAGGCGGUGGUGGACGCGGCCAGCAAGGGCGUGCCGGUGGUGAUCACCACGGCCGGCUCCAGCGCCGCGCAGCCGAGCCCCAUCCCCGCCCUGAGUGCCAUGAGUGCCUUCACAGCCUCCAUCGGGGACCCCCUGAACCUGAACCUGUGCGGGGCCGUGCACGAGGGGCGCGCCCGGGGCGGCCGCGGCGCGCGGGGCCCCAAGAACGCGGCCGAGCACGGCAAGGGCGGCCCCGGCGAGGGGGACGGCUACGAGUAUUACAAAACGCCCAAAAAGCAGUGGGAAGGGGAGCAGAGCCCCGGGGGGGAGAUGGGCAGGUGGAAAUGCGAGGAGUUCCUGGAGCAGCACUCGGGCCACGUCCACGGCAGCCCGUGCCACGAGAGGCCCAACAACGCCUCGGCGCUGCUGCAGGGGGAGCAGCACCAGGCCCUGCUGGCGCCGCGGAACUGUCAGAGCGAGAAGGCGCUGGAGGAGAAUUUCAGGUAUAACAAUUACAAAAGAACUAUGAUGAGCUUCAAGGAAAGGCUGGAGAACACUGUGGAACGAUGUGCACACAUCAACGGGAACCGCCCGCAGCCCAACAGGGCCUUCGGGGAAUUGCUCAACGCUUCCAAACAAGACCUGAUCCUGGAAGAGCAAUCCCCCAGCUCCUCCAAUAGCUUGGAGAGUUCCUUAGUGAAAGACUACAUCCAUUACAAUGGAGAUUUUAAUGCCAAAAGCAUUAACGGGUGCGUGCCCAGCCCCUCGGAUGCUAAGAGCAUCAGCAGCGAGGAGGAGCUGCGGAACCCCGAGUCGCCCUCGUCCCACGAGCUCAUCCACUACAGGCCCAGGACGUUUAACGUGGGCGACUUGGUCUGGGGCCAGAUCAAAGGACUCACCUCCUGGCCUGGCAAACUUGGCAGAGAGGAAGAGGUUCACAAUUCAUGCCAACAGAACGCUGAGGAGGGGAAGGUGGAGCCCGAGAAGCUGAAGACACUAACGGAGGGGCUGGAGGCGUUCAGCCGCGCCAGGAAAAGGAACAGGAAGAGUGGAAAGCUAAAUAACCAUUUAGAAGCUGCUAUACACGAGGCCAUGAGUGAACUAGACAAAAUGUCUGGGAAUGUCCACCAAAUCCCGCAGGGAGACAGACAAGUGAAGCCUCCAAAGCUCAAGAGGAGGAAGAUCUCUAGAUAACAUUGAAUGUCUUUGUUACUGGUCCAGUCCUUAUCGCAGUGAGCGUGCACAUGAGUGUGUCUGUAGGUAUUGAUCCCAGCUGGCUCUGUCAGUGUUUCUGGGAGCUCGCUGCCACGGCAGGGCACCACGAGGAGCAGUGGUUCCACAUUUGGGGUGCUCAGGAGGGAUAGAGGUUGCUGGAUAAGCCAAUCAGAAAUCGUGAAAGGUUGCAGUAACAAUGUCAGAUGAUUACUGAAAUUUUUUUUUUUUUUUUCUAUAAUACUAAAAAAAAAAAUUGUGAUUAUAAGAAAUAGUCCAAAUGUUUCUGAGAAAUUUUCAUUGUGUAUAUAGAUAAUACAGAAUUUCAUGGUGAUAUCUGAACUGUAAAUAUUGUACAAUAUUGUCAUGUACAAGCGUACCUAAUGCACACUUUAUCUUUUAUUGUACAAAAAAUAGUGUACAAAAUUCUUUGGUUUCUAUUGAGUACACAUACAAGAGACUACCAGUGUAAAGUGAUAAAUAAAAAUACAGCCUAAAUGCUUUUAUAUGAUAAUGUAAAA
Zonotrichia albicollis (white-throated sparrow) is the source of this 5966-nucleotide messenger RNA. Lineage: Eukaryota; Metazoa; Chordata; Aves; Passeriformes; Passerellidae. The record is from RefSeq and is a predicted model, not a curated record.